AUGGAUGAUGUCGCUGGCAAAGCCCGGAUUCAUCAACAACCUUUGCCGGCCAACGCACGCCGGAUCCCGAUACCGGCGGCGGCCGUGGGACAAUGGCUCGCCGACAUCGACGACAUCGCUGAACUCAAGGUGACGUUGCGGGCAUUGGCCCUGUUGGCAGACGAACCACGGAGGCGGUCAGUACCACCUUCGAUAGGAUUGGACGAUCUGCUGGACGACCGGUUCCUGGCUCCCGUAUCGCCGCGAAUUGCAGAUGGUUCCGUCCGAAUGGGCCUGGCGGCCGCGGUUCUUCGCGGCACGUUGGCCGCGGUUCGAGACACCGGAACCAUACGCGUGCUGCUGAACGACGAGGACUGCCGGCGAUACCUCCAAACUGCCGGCGUAACGGUUUUGAACGCCGCCGACCUGGCGGAGCAGGCAGGAGGCGAGGCUCCGCAAGCGCCUCCCAUGCAGCCGCAAACCCGCGAAGCGCGUGCUAACAUAUUCGCGUUAUACGAGGAGCAUAUCGGCACCUACGGUCACACCGUCGCGGAGCAGUUGAGGGCGGCGGAAGAGGAGUACCCGGCGGCAUGGAUUGCGGAUGCCAUAGCCGUGGCAGCGGAGCGGAACACCCGCAGUUGGAACUACAUCCAAGCCGUCUUGCAGAAAUCAGCCAUGAGCAUGGAGAGCCUGGGAACGAUACUGCGGCGGAUCGCCGCACGGGAUACCUGGAAAGCUAUCGGCGACGAUAUGGCCGACUACCCUGGGAACCCGGAGAGCCGGAACACGACCAAUGAUUGCCAAGCGUGCGGAGGCGCGGGCUGGGUUACGCGGAGGGUCCGCGUUGCCAGCCCGGAUUUUGGCAAGGUGUUCCCGUGCGAGUGCCAGGCGCAGGACGUCGAUAGGGGCCAACGGGUGGAGGCGCUGGAGCGGUACAGCAAUCUGGGUUCGCUCCGCCAGGCCACGUUUGAUAACGCCAAUCCGGACGGCCUGAGCCAGGAACCCGCCGCCCAGCAAUCUUUUCGCGACGCUCGGACGGCGACCGUGGCCUAUGCCGAGAAUCCCGAGGGUUGGCUCACCCUGGCGGGACCCAGCGGAAGCGGCAAAACCUACCUCGCCGCGGCCGUCGCCAACCGCCGUAUCGAAACGGGCAGUCCGGCUCUGUUCACCACGGCGGCAGAUCUCCUCGACUACCUGCGCGGCGGUUUCGAUGACGAUGCCGACCAACCUUUCGUUGACCUUUUCGAUCAGGUCCGCAACGCCCCACUAUUGAUUUUGGACGACCUGCCGACCCGCCCGGCAACCCCGUGGACGCAGGAGCGUCUGUUCCAACUGCUGGCGUCGCGGCACGCGGCGCGCCUGCCCACGGUGGUCACCCUGCGCGGCGACCCGAACCGGCUGGACGAUUUCCUGCGCACACGAGUGGAGUCGCCGGACGGGUUCGGACGUCUCUACCGGCUGGGCAGGGUCGGGGGUUCAACGGCCCGAUCGAUUGGAGCAAUACCGUCCAACAUGCGGGCACGGAUGACGUUCGCCGGGUUCGAUCCGUCCGGCAACGGCCGCUUGACCGAUUACCAGCAGCGAAGCCUGCGGGCGGCCAAGUCCUACUUGCAGCGUUGGGCAAAUAGUCCCAACGGUUGGUUGAGCCUGCAUGGGCCCUACGGCGUCGGCAAAACGCACCUGGCGGUCGCGGCGGCAGGUGAGCGGGAAAAUCGGGGCGACGAGGUCUUCUUUGCCACGGUGGCCGACCUUCUCGAUUACCUGCGGGCCACGUUCGCGCCGGACAGCGCGGUCAACCACGACGACCUCCUGGACCGGAUUCGCAAUGCCGACGUGCUGGUGCUGGAUGACAUGGGAGCCGAGCGGAGCACACCCUUCGCGGAGGACAAGCUGUUCCAGAUCGUCGGAUACCGCUACGAGGAACGCCUGCCGACCAUCAUCACCACUUUCGCCGACUGGAACGACGCCCAGGAGUAUUACUUCGCCAACGGACUCACCGAUGGGCUGCCUAUUGUUCCCCCGACCCCCGAACGGGUGCAGGCCAUGCUGGAUUACGCCGGCGUGGACGCCGACCACCAUCUG
Molecule: messenger RNA, 2061 nt
Organism: Geodia barretti
Lineage: Eukaryota; Metazoa; Porifera; Demospongiae; Tetractinellida; Geodiidae
Source: the annotation of a GenBank genome assembly